GGUCCAGUCUUAGAAGAUUCAGAUGCCAUUGAUUUACCAAUGCCUGAACCCAGUGAUUUUGAUCAGGACACCACAAGAUCACAGCAGAGCAUGACCAUUAAUAAGCUGCUUGCAACUGUAGGACCUGACACUACUUCUGGACUGCCUCGAAUGAGACUGACUGUCUCACGAAACGAAAUACUUACUGAUGCAAUCGCCUUCUUUAAGGGAGGUGAUUUCCACUACAACCGUGAACUACGGGUUAGAUUUGAGGCUGAGCCUGCUGUAGAUGGCGGAGGACCUAAGCGUGAAUUUUUUUCGCUGCUUUUAAAGAGUCUUGUUAGUCCAACAGAAAGUGUUCGACUCUUUGAAGGGCGUCCUGGCCGAUAUCUGCCUAUGCAUAAUAUGGAUGCCCUGAUGGGAGGACUCUACAAAGUAGCAGGACGAAUGAUUGCAGCUUCUGCAUUGCAAGGAGGGCCUGGAUUCCCUUGCUUGGCCCCAGCCAUUUAUACACAUAUGGCAACAAUGUCUUUAGACAGCGUCAUAGAUGAGAUCUCUCCACUGGAUCUUCCAGAUCCAAAUUUGGCCGACACAGUAGAAAAGAUCAGUGAAAUAAAUGAUGACAACAGCCCUGAAUUUCAAAGCCUUGUCGCAAGCCUAGGGGAAUUCAUCAUAGCUGCUGGAUAUACUCACAAAGUGACUGCAACUAACAAAGGUGACAUGGUGUUGAAAAUUCUUCUGCAUGAAAUUGUGUUAUCCAGAAAAGCAGAGUUAGAUCAACUAUCUGUCGGUCUUGGCCCUCUAAUGGAUCUUGCCAGACGGCAUCCUGACAAAAUUAGACCUCUGCUUACUGCUUCAGCAAGCACGCCAUUAACAAGUGGACUGUUCCUGAAUCUAGUGACCUAUGAGUCAACACUCCCGCCAAAAUUAAAAGACUAUUUUGUGCACUACGUCCACCAUUCAGGUAAUCAAGGCUUUCUACAUAUAUUACACAAAUACUUGUCAAUGAAUCAAUUAAACAUUGCACUACAAGAAUGUUCUUUUGACACUGAUGUUUCUCUAGAAAGCACAAACCUGAGGACACUGCUGCAGUUCUGCACAGGUUGUAACGAGAUUCCAGUGAUGGGAUUCCAUGAACCAUCAACAAUCACAGUGUCCAGCACAAGAUCUGUGUUUCCGAAUGCAGCUACGUGUGCUAUGAUUUUAGAGUUGCCUAGACAAGUUGACAACCAAGACCAGUUUACGGCAAAUAUGAAAGCUGUUUUAGAUAUGCAGGCAACUGGCUUUGGAGUAGUCUAG
Messenger RNA from Corticium candelabrum, 1278 nucleotides. Its product is annotated as G2/M phase-specific E3 ubiquitin-protein ligase-like. Gene Ontology annotation, biological process: ubiquitin-dependent protein catabolic process; protein polyubiquitination. The record is from RefSeq and is a predicted model, not a curated record. Gene Ontology annotation, molecular function: ubiquitin protein ligase activity. Lineage: Eukaryota; Metazoa; Porifera; Homoscleromorpha; Homosclerophorida; Plakinidae. The transcript is spliced from 3 exons. Bases 40 to 1278 code for a protein of 412 amino acids.